CCUGCUUCUCCCGCCCUCCCCGCCCACUCCAACCCUCACGAGGCCGGACUGCGCUGCUCCUCCAGCUGUCUGAGCAGAGCGAGCCCCCAUGGCGCUGAGGAUAAUCCUCCUCCUUUCUGUUGGUGGAGUUCUGGGCUGGGAAGAAAACAAGCUUCUCUCAGUGGAGGAAUGCUGUAAUCUUGGGAGGGCAACUGCCAUCAGAGAGCAUGACUGUGCAGCUCAGAAGGUCCUCACCUCUGCCAUGUGCAGCAUCAUCCAGGAACAGUGCUGUCGAGCAUCGGCGGGGGAAAUGGCCUGCAAAGGUGGUAUCAAGAUGGCACGGGGGCAGGGGGCUUGCGAGAGGGCCUUCUUCACCGGAUUCGACUGGCAAACCCUGAUAUCACAGAUCUGCUGUGACUGCUGCACGCUCGGACUGAUGGUUGCGAAAAACGGCUGGAGCUGCGACUUCCGCGGCCUGCAGCUGGAGAAGCAGUGUUCGGAUGCGGCCAAGAGCUGCUGCGACCAACCCAAAGAAAUCAGACCUACCAUAAAAGUACCAGAAGAGCCGAAAAAGUUCACCACCCCGCCUCCUCAGAUGACGAGGUCAUGCCGAGAUGCUAACUGCUCCCAGUUGUGCUUAGAGAAUGGAAUGUGCGCCUGUCGGGAGGGCUUCCAGAUGAGAAUAGAUGGAGUUACCUGUCAAGACAUUGACGAAUGUCAAACUGGUAGACAUAACUGCAGCCCCGGACAGGUUUGCCUCAACACUGACGGCUCGUUUCAUUGUAAACCCAGGUGCGGUACUGGCUAUGUCCUGGCAGCUGAAAACCAUUGUGAAGACAUUGAUGAGUGUGCUUUUGGGACCCACGACUGUGAAGCAAACUUUGUUUGCCUCAACACACCGGGGUCUUUCCACUGCGAGCCAAAGAGCGUGUGCAAAGAUGGUUUCGUUCAGGACUCCACUGGCAGUUGCGUCGAUAUAAAUGAGUGCCUGACCCGGACCGACGCGUGCCAACCCGACCAGUUCUGCAUUAAUUCAGAAGGCUCCUACACCUGCCGCAGUAGCACAGACGACUGUAAACACGGCUACCAGCUAACUCCGGAUGGCUCUCGCUGUGAAGACGUUAACGAGUGUCUGACCAGCAGUCAUAACUGUGCUCCUGGAGAAAUUUGCCUGAACACAGAGGGCUCCUUCCACUGUCAGUCCAACUGCGCCCCUGGAUUCCACUUUACUCCUGAAAACAAGUGCAAAGACAUCGACGAGUGUGCUCUGUGGACUCAUAACUGCGAAGCAAACUUCGUCUGCAUCAACACAGUGGGUUCUUACCGCUGCCAGCCCAAACAAGGCUGUGAAGACGGGUACAUUCAGGACUCUGCUGGGAACUGCAUCGACGUGGACGAGUGUCUCACAGGAAAUCUGUGCGGCAGCCGAGCGUGCGUCAACACGGAGGGCUCGUACCACUGCGAGUGUCAGAACGGCUUCAUGUACAGCAGGGUCUCCAAAAAGUGUGAAGAUAUCGACGAGUGUGCUCUUUGGACCAGUACCUGCGGACCAAACUUCUUAUGCGUCAACACUGACGGUUCUUUCCUGUGCCAUCCGAACAAAGCAUGCGGAGACGGUUAUAUUCUAGACUCUGCUGGCAAAUGCAUUGACGUUAACGAGUGUGUGACUCAUACCCACCCGUGCCGGCCCGGCCAGGCCUGCAUUAACACGGUGGGCUCGUUCUACUGUCGCAGUGUCGUAACUUCCUGUGCUCGAGGAUAUCAUCUGAAUUUCGACGGCACGCACUGUGAAGACGUGGACGAAUGUGUUCUGCUCAACGUGUGUGGCGGCCAUGGCACUUGUGUCAACACGGAGGGGUCGUACCGUUGUGAGUGCCAGAACGGCUUCACGUUCAACAGCAUCUCCAAGCUAUGCGAAGAUAUUAAUGAGUGCAGGCACUACACUGGGCGGCUGUGUGCACACAAGUGUGAGAACACAGAAGGCUCGUACCACUGCAGCUGCAUCAAAGGCUUUAAACUGGCGGAAAACGGCAAGAACUGUGAAGACGUCGAUGAAUGUGAGGCCAAUCCGUGCAGCCAAGAGUGCGCCAACGUCUAUGGCUCCUACCAGUGCUACUGUCGCCGUGGUUACGAGCUCAACGACAUUGAUGGGACAACUUGUGAAGAUAUUGACGAAUGCACGAUACCUAACGUCUGCUCGUACCGCUGCAUCAACACGGUGGGAGGCUUCAACUGCACCUGCCCGUCCAGCGGCUACACGCUCGGCCCAGAUGGACGCUCCUGUCAAGACGUGGAUGAAUGCGCAACAGGAACUCAUACCUGCUCCGCCUCCGAGAGCUGCUUCAAUAUUCAGGGAGGAUUUCGCUGUUUGUACUUUGAUUGUCCUCCAAAUUUCAGGCGAGCGACAAGCGGGUCUGAAAGCGAAACCUCGAUUUUCGUCCGUUGCAUUAAAUCCUGCAAGCGCCACGACACCGACUGUGCUAACGACCCGGUCCUGGUCAUCACCUCCACCGUCCUCUCUUUACCAACUCUGAGAAAGUUGGAGGAACCAGAAGACAUCGCCGUGCUCCGCACAGCAGCUGCAGCAAAACCAGAUCCCCUUCCCGACGAGCCGCAAGUUUACUUUGACAUCCAGGCCACAGAUGAGCAGUACUCCUUUGACGUGGUGAAGCGCUCGCAGCACGGCAUGAUUCUCGGAGUGAUCCGGCAGGUGAAACCCAUCCUCGGCCCCAGGGAGCUGGUGUUGGAGGUCACUGUCAACUAUGUGCAGUCAGGGGUCAUUUCUCAACAGAACAUCGUCAUCAUUCAUGUCUACAUCUCCGAACUGUGAUUCUACUUGUAGAAAUCUCUCAAAGUCGAUUGCUGGAAAAAAGAAGCCUUAAAUGCGCACUGUUAAACUCUCAAAGCUGUGAGAUGAUUCUAUACAUUUUUUUAUAAAAGGAAGCAUGCAAUCAUAGAUUCCCCAUGUUUUAAAACAAAUAAAUAAAACAAAAAGAGUAAUAUUUUGUAAAUAAAUGAAGGUCAGUUUGGUGGCUUUGUAAAACAUUUAAACAGCUUUUUUAAGGGAUGGGAUUUUAUACAUAUAGUUCUGGCUACUCAUGAAUAUUUCUGCUCACACUUUUUUAUUUUAAUUUUUAUAGAAAAAAGAAAUGUAGAAGAUACACACACAUGUACACAUUUUUUUAAACAGUUCUUUGUGUUGGUGACAAAGAAGAAAAUGGAUCUGUCAUUA
This is a messenger RNA of Oryzias melastigma (Indian medaka), 3211 nucleotides long. Its product is annotated as fibulin-1. Gene Ontology annotation, biological process: extracellular matrix organization. Bases 89 to 2809 code for a protein of 906 amino acids. The record is from RefSeq and is a predicted model, not a curated record. Gene Ontology annotation, cellular component: extracellular region. Gene Ontology annotation, molecular function: peptidase activator activity; calcium ion binding. The transcript has 22 exons. NCBI's taxonomy places the organism in Eukaryota, Metazoa, Chordata, Actinopteri, Beloniformes, Adrianichthyidae.